AUGAGCCGUACGCCUUCACGAAACUCGACGCCACCGCUUGAUCUGUGUGCAACACUCGACCGAAAUGCACUCAUGGUUGUUCUAGAAAAAGUGAGCCAGACCAGACCGCAACGAACAUGCCAGAUUUGAGCGGAAGAACUCAGCGGAAGAAUUUUUAUCUUUUUUGGAAAUUUUUUUCAUGAAAUGUGAUCAACAGAUGAAAUGUAGAGCAAAGUGAACUCUGCUCAUAGAAAAAUAAUUGUAAAUUUAGCGAUUCAUACAAAAAAGUUAUUCGAGUUGUUCCAUGAAAAAAGGAAUAACUUUUUUAUAUGAAAAGCUAAAUUUACAAUUAUUUUUCUAUGAACAGAGUUCAAUUUGCUCUACAUUUCGUCAGUUGAUCACAUUUCAUGAAAAAAUUUUCUAAAAAAGAUAAAAAUUCUUCCGCUCAACUCUGUUCAACAUGCCAUAGCAAACGCGCGUUUUCAGAAAGACCGCGAUCUCGAGCUCGCCGCAAAAAUCGGACAAUCGUUGUUGGAGCAGAACAAGGAUCUUCAGACAAAGUGAGUGAGAUAGGGCAGACCAUUCAACAUGACGUUUCGCAGAAAUGAAUUCCUGGAGGAGAGUGUCAAUAAGAACUUGGACACAAUUGUUCAGCUCAAACACGAGCUCAAUCAACGCAUCGAACUGUUGCGGGUCUACUCGCAUUUGGACGAUGACGGCGUGCCGAGGUAUACGAGCUCUAAUUCUCUGGCAAUUCGAUAUUAAUCUAAUUAGAAAGUUAAUGAUCUAAUGCCGCGUCCACAAAGUCUCGGAAAACGCGCAAAUCUCGCGCAUUUUGCAGUCCAAAAUCGGCAGAAAAUUGCGGGAAAUGCGGGGUACGCACAGCUGAACGAGUGUUACCGUACACCAUAAAACUACGGUAUUUUUUGAAAAAAUUUAAAUUUCUAAAGAAUAUUUGCAAUUUUUCAAAUUUCUUGGGUAAAUUUUCAACGGUAUUUUUUUUGAAAAAAUUUAAAUUUCUCGAGAAUAUUUGCAAUUUUUCAAAUUUCUUGGGUAAAUUUUCAACGGUAUUUUUUUUGAAAAAAUUUAAAUUUCUCGAGAAUUUUCGCAAUUUUUCAAAUUUCUUGGGUAAAUUUCCAAAAAAUACCGUAGUUUUAUGGCGUACGGUAACACUCGUUCAGCUGUGCGCACGCCGGAUUUCCCGCAAAUUUCUGAAGACUUUGGCCUGCAAAAUGCGAGAGAUUUGCGCGUUUUCCGAGACUUUGAACGCGACCUAAUUAGAUUCGACUGUUUUUUCUUGGCGCAAUCGAGAUUUGAGCACUUUUUAAUCUAGCUAGAAGAUUUGUUAAUCUAGCUAGAAAAUAUAUUAAUCUUAUUAGGGCCGCAGUUAGAUUAAUCACGAAAUGCCAGAGUUGUAGGUACCAGAGUUGAGCGGAAGAGCUCAACGCAAGAACACGGAAGAAUUUUUAUCUUUUUUAGAAAAUUUUUUCAUAGAAUGUGAUCAACUGACGAAAUUUAUAGCAAAGUGAACUCUGCUCAUAGAAAAAUAAUUGUAAAUUUAGCGAUUCAUACAAAAAAGUUAUAUUCGAGUUGUUCCGCGGAAAAAAGGGCCAACGGAACAACUCGAAUAUAACUUUUUGUAUGAAUCGCUAAAUUUACAAUUAUUUUUCUAUGAGCAGAGUUCACUUUGCUAUACAUUUCGUCAGUUGAUUACAUUCCAUUAAAAAAUUAAAAAAAAAGAUUUAAAAAAUUCUAGGUUUCCAAUCACCUCUCGUUUGUUGCAGAUCAAACAGCGACGAGACGCUCCGAGAACGGCUAAAAUCGACAAAAUCCGAAAAUGAGCGGUUUGUCAAUGUCACGCAGAGCGGCGUAAUCGAUGAGAUUUGCAGACUGCGUCUCGAGUGUGAAUCGCUGCGGCACGAGUCGGCGAUCGUGACGGCGCAGAAAAAGAGUUCGUACCAGUUGGAACGUCAACUCGACGAGGCGAACGACAAAGUGAUCGCGCUGCGGCGGCUCGUCGAGCACAAGACGACGGAGCUGUCGGCGCAGUACGAACAGACGCGACGGCUCGUGCGCGAGCUCGCCGACAAGGAGAAGAAGGAGCGCACGAUGUCGGCGGAGAAGGACGAGAUGGGCGCGAUGCUCAUCGAGAUGAUACAGCGACACGACGCGCAGCAGUCGGAGCUCAAGCAGAUGCAGGACGAGUACGCCGAGUUGAUGGCCAACUUUGCAGAGACCGAGUCCGAGUUGACCAAGUUGAGGAGCGGUGGCAACUUGAGAAGUGAGCUAGAUCCAGCACCCGACGACCAAAAGUGUAGAAAGGGGCGUGGCCUAAUCUGAGACGCGUUUUCUGAAAAUUGCCGCAAUUCCAGCACACUUUUCCGCCAUUUUUGUGUUUGAUAUCGACGAAAGAAGAGACAUUAAAGAGAGAAAACAUUGAAAUUUUCGUGAAAACGCCGCGUUUAAGACGUUUUUGGCAUCACUCGCAAUACGCUCUCCGCGGCCAAUCGCCGCCGCAAUUUCGGAAUUUUCAUAUAAAUUUUCGUGCCGAUCUGGAUAGUUUUGAGACGAAGUGAGUGUCGGAAGUGAUUAAGCACGUUAAUACAAGUAUUUUAAGCGUUCAAACGGCAAAAAGUAUCGGCGAAUGACUGAAAUUGGCGCAUUUUCGCCGCAAAACUUAAAAAUCGAUUGAAUUGAUUCAUUCUCUGAAUGAAACCUGCUCGUUUUAAGCUCAAAAAGUGGGCGGCGAUGAUUAGUUUAACAAAGUUAUGCAAUUACAUCGUCGAAAUCGUACAAAAUUUGGGUAAUUUUUGACGAAAAACAUGAAAAAUAGGGGGUUAAAUUUCGAAUUUCGCGCCAAAAUGGUGAUAAACCGUGCACGCCCUUUCGACGUUUUUGGUCGCCGUGAGCAGCUUUUUUCACACACACACGCACACACCUUAUUCUGCUUCCAGUGUCGUUCGACUCACUCUACGACUCACUGGCGUCGGAAAUCGAGAACUCGGAGACGUUCUCGCCGGCUCAACGCUCCACAGCUCUGUCGGUUCUGACCGGACGGGAAAGCUAUGCGAACGACAGUGGCAUCGAUGCGGGCGCCGCCGCCGCCGGUCCCAUGAGUCUGGCCGCCGAGAUUGAGCAGUCCGAGCGGGUUAGUUGAACAAAAUUCUUAAGAAUAUGACUCAAAGGCCUGGGAUCCAGCGUGACAUACAACAAAUUUUUUAUUUUUUAAAAUAAACUUCAAAGUGGGCCAUUCACUUUCCCGAAGUGCCGAAUUACGAAAAAAAAUUCCCCGAUUUUUAGGAUUUUUUUCAAACACGGCGAAAUGGAAGAGCUGGCCUAGAUUUUUCUAGUCCUCCCCCGGAUGGAAUUCCCCUUUCUUCCGAUUUUUUUCCCGUUUUCGUGCAAAUUUCUUAAAUUUUCAAUUGGUUUUUUCACUGAACACACUUAUUUGCAAUAUUUAAAAAAAUUUAUGUUUUUUUCUGUGCCGUGACGCCAAAAAAUCGAUAAUUUGAAACUUUUUUUGGCAUUUUUCCGGGUUUUUCGCUCAAUCUUCGGUUUGCCCGCUGAAAAAUAAAUAGAAAGAGAUCGCUCAAUCAUUUCCUGAGUCUUAAUUAAAGUUUGCGACUUACAGACCGUUAUAUUUUUCAAAAUAAUGCGAAAAAUCCAAAACUUUCUAUUUUCGGUUUUACAAAAGUGGCUGAUUUUUUCUGAAUUUCCGAAUUUUGUCGGAAUUUCUCGGUACCAUUAACUUUUUUGAAAAAAAAAAUCCUAAAAAUCGGGGAAUUUUUUUUUCGUAAUUCGUGACUUUGGGAAAGUGAAUGGCCCACUUUGAAGUUUAUUUUCAAAAAUAUGUUGUAUGUCACAAACAACGUACUCUUCAGAUCCCGUUGCCGAUUUUCGCGAAUCUCUCGAAACACUCGACGCUUUGUGAUGCGAGCACAUCCUGUACGGACAUCUUCCGCGAGUCGAGUCUACACCAAGAAGACGUGAGCCCAUCGAUCUCUGAAGAGGUACAACGGGGUUUGACAUUGAGAACGACGCGAAAUUGCCAAUUUCCAGGCCGCCUAUCAAAGCUUCACGAGCGCAGAAGCCGCGAACACAACAACUCCAGCCGUGUCGCGCCACAAAUACACUCGGUGCAGUGCGAGCCGGAGCAAUUUGAGCAAAUUGCAACGGUUGCACCAUGGCAACCGCCCGCACGCCCCCCGAUCCGUCGAGUUCGCCGCUGCAUCUUCUUCAGCGAUUCAAGAAGAGGAAGAGGAAGAAGGAGACAGAGUGGGAUACGCGGAGCCGAAACUCGGACAGCCCGGAAUGCCCGGAACUCGAGACCUGGACGUCUCGUUGCGAAUCAUCAAGGCCAGGCAAGAGGUCGGCUAUUUUCAUUUGAGAGAAUUGGAUAACAUCCGCUUAUCGCUAACGCUCAAGUAAUUCAAGUUUCAGGUGCAAAAAGAGUUUGCGGCGUUUUGCCAACGCAAAGGUAUCGAUCAACAGCAGUUUUUCGGUACUUCUCAGGUAGUGUGUGCCUCUUCUUUUCUUUGUCUGUUUUGGACAGCUACAAUCUCGAGUUUGAACGAGUAUUGUAGAGCUGGAAGAUGUGCUAUAAGUCUCAACAUUUUUCUGUGAAUUCUUGACAUCUAGUACUGUGAUUUUGAAGUUGAUCACUUUUUCCUACGAUCACUUUUGAGACUACUGUAGCUCUUGGAAGUUUGGACCGAAAACGACCGCUUCUAACUGAUGCCAACUUCAAACGGCUACAGUACUCCAGGAAGUGAUUGUACUGAAAAAGUGUCAAUUACAAAAAUACAGUUUAAGAGUAGUACUAAACUUAUGUAGUUGACAAUUUUUCAGUAAAACCACUCCCUGUGGUUCUGUAGCUCUUGGAAGUUGGCACUAGCUGAGGCCAUCAGCUAUUUUCAGUCCAAACUUCCAGGGACUACAGUACUCCAGGGAAUGGUUGUACAAAAAAGUUGUCAACUACAAAACUGAAGUAGUAAAUGCCAAGUUUUCACAAAACACUUCUGAGACUCACAGCUCGAUUCCGACGCCUACAAUAUCGUUUCAAAGUCGACGACGAUUGUAUGCUCGAUAAUAGUUCUAAUUUUCCAACGUAGCUGCUUGCCGCCGCCUAACUUUGUCUAAUUUUUGACUGUUUGAUGUUCUAUCGAGCCUGUUCACACAAAUUUUCGCUUCCAGAACCGACGCCAAUCUCAUGACACUUCGUGGGCGGAUUUCAGUGUUUCCUACGGUGUUCGCAUGAUUCAGAGGUACAGUAACCGGAAAUCAAAGUUUUUUGAAAACGUUUCAUGUUACAGUAUGAAACCGAAUCGAGCGGAUGAGUCAUUGACGCUCGGGCUCCGGCAGGGAGUGCUCACCAGAGCAGAGGUACUUGAAACAACAAAUUUAUCCAAAAAAUUUAUCCAUAAAUUUAUCCAAAUUUAUCCAUAAAUUUAUCCAAAUUUAUCCAUAAAUUUAUCCAAAUUUAUCCAUAAAUUUAUCCAAAAACUAUGGAUAGAUAAAACCUAUGGAUAGUACUUAAAACAACAAAGUUUAUCGAUAAAUCUAUCCAUGACCUUUUCGUGUAGCGUAAUAUCGAUAAAUUUAUCCAAAAACUAUGGAUAAAUACAUUUGCAGCUGCUUCACUCGCCGUCCACGUCGCCCCAACACAAAAGUCUGUCUGCAAUGUCCGUGUCGCCCGGCUCGGCGCCUCUUCACGGGGUCUUGCAGCGAAGAUGA
Messenger RNA from Caenorhabditis sp. 36 PRJEB53466, 5712 nucleotides. Lineage: Eukaryota; Metazoa; Nematoda; Chromadorea; Rhabditida; Rhabditidae. The record is from the annotation of a GenBank genome assembly.